This is a messenger RNA of Macaca mulatta (Rhesus monkey), 3198 nucleotides long. RefSeq names its product YWHAH antisense RNA 1 (gene YWHAH-AS1). NCBI's taxonomy places the organism in Eukaryota, Metazoa, Chordata, Mammalia, Primates, Cercopithecidae. The record is from RefSeq and is a predicted model, not a curated record.
CAAAAAAAAAAAAAGAAUUCUUCACCUGCAUCCCACCCAGAGCCAGUGGUCAGGACUGCUCUUCACGUGGGACUGCAUUUCUAAAGCGUUGCCAGAACCCUCCACCAGAGCCCAGUGAAUAGAUGACCCAGAAAAGGCACGUCCUGGUUUUUUUUUUUCCCCCCUCUUGGAUACUCUGAGACACUCUGAGCUGCUGAGAAGUCUGCACACCAAGGGACCUAUUACAAAGGAGACAUGAUAUUGUUCUGGAGAGAUGGCGUUUGCAAUGUUGGCAUGGUUACCAUCUUGAGCUGGAGUAGCCGCCUGUCCACAAAUUAUUAAUGUCACCCAGAUAGGAUUUUAACUUUUUCUCCCACUGUAGGCCACCUGCAGUCAAGGUGACCUUACCGACCCAGUCAAUGAUAAUAAAACCACCAGCAAUAACACAGACAGACAGCAGCUCUUGUUUUUUAAUCACUUACCCUCUGCCUGAUUUGAGGAUGAACACUUUACUCUCAUAUUAUCUCCCCACAUCCUCACUUGGAAGGAGGCUGUUAGCCCCACUAUAUGGAUGAGGAAACUGAGGCCUAGAAGAGUCGGAUUCUUGCAGUCAUCUGAAGCCUUCCCCACUCAACUCCAUUUUGCACUAUCUACUUUGACCCCAAUAUCCUUUUGCUGACACCAAAUCUCACCCCUUGCUUAACUAGGAGCAUCCUGAGCGCAGAGAUUUCAGGAUCAUCUAGAACCUUCCAACCCUCUUUCAAAGCCCGCCUUGGAAGCAAACCAGCACCCAAGGCAGCUUUUGGCAUUAAGAAGUGCGAAAAUGUCCUGUUAGCUGCAAUCUGUGAGCUGGUUCUAUGAGCUGGUGGAGCUCAGAGCCCCAGUCCCAGCGCCCGCCCCCCACCAGCUUGUUCAGAGGAGCUCAGCUCUGGGGGAGAAGGCAAAGCCAACACCUAUUGAGUUGCAGUUAAAAUGAGGGCGAAAGAGGCUUUUGUUUCAGUUCUGCAGAUGGUCUGGGAGCUUGUGUUUCUUAGCAAGAAUUUUCUAGAUCUUUUGGCUUGAACCAUCUGAAUAACUGCCUCAAGCUUUCACAUGGUUCCCACUGGGUGGGCUGGGGUGGGAGGGGCUGUUGUGCAUAGUCCGGGAAAGCUGGAGAAGGCUGUUCCUUCGCCCCGAGCCUUGGAUUUCUUAUCUGUGAAAUGAGAGGCUGCAAUGAUGAAUGGCAAAGUACCUUUUUUUUUUUUCAGCUCUGAGUGUCUAGGAUAUUUCACCAUUGGAAGACCAGCAGACAAUGUCUGACAAAUGACAACUCAAGAGGAUACAACAGGGUUGCUUCAAAAGACAAGUGUUUGGACCAUGUCAAGACCUGGAGUGAAGAAGGUAAUGAACUCCUACUUCAUACAAGCAGGCCAUGGGCCAGCAGUUUGCUACUGUGCUGUCUCUUGGUUAAGGCAAGGUUUCAGUAUCACCCUGACUUCUUUUGGAAGGAUCCCUUGGCCUCAGGCUGGAGUGGGAACCUGCCCUAGCCCACAGAGCUGGGUUUCUCCCUUUCUUCAACCACAUAGGGAGCACCACUAUGCAAAGACCUCAUCACAUUCACAGCCGUCUCCCCAGAGCCUCGCACUGUGCUUGGCAUACAGCAGGUGCCCAGUAAAUACCUGCCAAAUGACUGAAUGCAUCUCGCCAGCCUCAGGAUGCCACCAGGCCCUGAGGGAGACAGGAAGAUCAGAGGAAAGCUUUUGGAUUCCUGCCACGCCUCACAUUAGCAGCAUCUUCUCCGAGUCCUGACAGCCAGCCUCCUGGGACACCAUUUGAGCCAGCUGAAUUCCGGUCACCGCUUCACCUUGGAAAGGCAUCCGCAGCCCUCACCAAGCAGCCCCGUAAUUGACGUCACAGCGGGGCCAGGAGCUGCCCUGUUAAUAUUUUAUGUGGCCUUCACUGCGGCAAAAUGCAGCCUCCAAGAGCUGGAGGGGCCGUGCAGAGUCUCCGUGGGGUUGUGAGGAGGGCACAAAUGGGAAAGGGCUUCAUAAAUCAUAAAGCUCCCAACAGAUGAGCAUCAUUGACCCAUUUCAGUCCCUGGCUUAACUCAGAAAGAGCCGGGGCUGCACAUGCCUGCAGUGGAACAAGAAGACUGCUGACCGAGCCCGAGCACUAAAUCAAUGGGGGAUUAGGGGCUCCUGGGUACAUUUCAUGGAGACAGGGGGAGGGCAGAGCACUGGUGCCAGCCAGACCUGGACUCCACUCCAGGUUUGCCCCCUGCACAGCUGUGUGACUGGGUCGGCAAAUGGACCACUGAGCCUCAGUCCCCCUUAUCUGUGAAAUGGGGAUGAUGGUUUCCUCGUAGCACUGCUGUGAGGAUUCAGUAAAACGAGUGAUGCUGAAGACCUAGCUUCACACAUCGCAGGCUGUCAACACAGGCUGAGACCCUUCUCCAAAACCAAGCCUGGCACCUGAGGUUGGAGAGAGGAGAUGCGGGGCCCUUUCAGGCAUUCAUCGGGCAGAGUGAUGGCGGGAGGGAAGAAGGAGCAAGGAGGCACAGGAAGGAUGAUCUGGGAGCCAGGCAUCUCAGAUUUGGACUUUUCACCCUGGUGGGCCCAUGCCAGGAGAGGUAUCAGAGAGAGGAUGGGCGGGGGGCCCCAGGAUGGGCGGAGGGCCCCGGAAGCAGAAGCAGAAGGGCCCUCAUGGACAAUCUCUCUGAUCCUCUGGCCCCUUCGGCAGAUGAGCAUCCGGGAGGGAGCAAACCAUGCCGGUGGCUCACACAGCAGAGCUGGGGGUCUCACUGGCCUGCAGCCCUCUGGGGCUUCAUUAGCUGGGGUUUAUCCAAGGCCACAUGCCUAGCUGGGGAGGCAGAUGUGUUGGAAGACAUGAUGCAAUGGCCCCAUUCCUGGUGGUGACCUCCACUUCUUUGGCCUGGACAAUAGGAGGAACCUCAUCCCCCGCCCCUUCCUGGUCUCUCUCCAGUCUAUUUUCCCAUGAAUCCUGGGAGCUUCCCAAAAUGUAAAUCUGACCUUGUCCUCACCCUGCUUAAAACCUUUCCAUGAUCCCACACUUAAGGUCUCCAGAGAAAAUACAGGAGGCUCAGUUAAAACUGAAUUUCAAGCUGGGUAUGGUGGCACACACCCAUAGUGCUACUCAGCAGGCUGAGGCAGGAAGAUCGCUUGAGGCCAGGAGUUUGAGGCCAGCCUGGGCAACAUAGUGUAACCCUGUCUUUAAAAAAAA